AUGGCCUCUAUUCGCGUUCUCUCCUUCGAUGCUGAGGGCCGUCCCGUGCAGUUCACUUCCUGGCUCGACGACCUGCAGUUGUAUCUUAUGAGCAAUAGCACGGACCACAUCUCCCUCUAUGACUACGCGUCUGGUGCUGCCGCUGCUCCUGCCGCCACAGCUGAGCUUAGUGUUCGUUCCCACUGGCAGACUCGUGACGCAGCUGCUCGCCUAGCCAUUCGCAGUCACCUGCCGCUAGCUGAGCUCGAGCAUUUUGGCGACUGCAAAUCCGCUAAGGCCCUGUACGAUGCUGUCGUUGCUCGCUACUCCUCGCCUGCCACAGCCGAGCUUAGCCGCCUCAUGCUGCCGUACCUGUUCCCCGAUCUGUCCACCUUUACUACAGUCGCCGAUCUUAUCACCCACCUUCGCACUAGUGAUGCUCGCCUACGUGCCGCCCUUCCCACCGAGUUCUGCGCUAAGAACCCCCCUCCACUCUCCCAGCAGCAGCAGCGUCCCCAGACGACCCAGCAGCUUCGUGAGUGGCUUGCUCAGCGUGGGACGUCGGGGGGCAGUGGCCGCUGUUCCUAUGUCAUUCGCACAGGUGACCGCAAGGGACAGACGUGUGGGAGGUUCCACACCCCGUACCGCUGCUUCUCCCGCCUUGACGACGCUUGGCGUGAGGAGAUGGGUGCGGAUGUUGAGCGCCCCCGCUGGGCUGAGCUCAUGAGGGCUGGGGUUGAUGUCUUUGCUCUUGACUAUGAUGCUAUUAUUGCUGCCAUGUAUGCAUUGACUGUUAGUGCCGAGGGAGACUGUUACUUGUGUGUGCCGCCUGACCCAGGUAUAGAGCCCGCUGCCCUGGGUACUAGUGAGUCUGCUCUCUCUGGUAUGGUGCCCCCUGUACUUGCUCCCUCCAGUACUGUCCCGGCUGGUUUCGAGUCUGCUCUCUCAGGUACAGCACUCACAGAGACUGCUCUCUCAGGUACCGCACCGGCUGAGGCCUGUCACACCUUCACCCUUGACUCAGGUGCUUCCCGUUGCUUCUUUCGUGACAGUACUGAGCUCACACCGCUUCCUGCACCGGUCCCAGUCUCCUUGGCUGACCCCUCUGGGGGCCCAGUCCUUGCCCAGUCCACCACUGUCCUCCCUUGUCCGGCGGUUCCGUCUGGCUCGUUGUCGGGUUUCCACCUCCCCUCGUUCUCGACGAACCUGGUGAGCAACGCUGUCCUCCAGGAUCAGUGGGUUGACACCUUUACCCCUGGAGGACAGCGUGUGGCGAUCUGCACGUGCUCCAGGACCGGCCGUCACCUGGCUACGUUUACCCGUCGGCCGGGGUCGAGUCUCUACACACUGACCACUGCGUCUCCUCAGGUCGCUGCUGUCGGUCAGGUGUCUGCGUCAGGUCUGGUAGCCCACGCCUGUGAGUGUCGUUCCCUGUCGCACCAGACUCUUCUCUGGCACCACCGCCUGGGUCACCCCUCCUUGCCACGCCUUCGUGGCAUGCACCGUCGCCACCUUGUGUCUGGUCUUCCCAGGUCCCUCCCUCCCCUCCCUGCCUCGCCUGCGCCGCCUUGCCUUCCUUGCGUCGAGGGGCGGCAGCGCGCCGCUCCUCACUCCUCCUCGUUCCCCCCGACAGAGGCUCCUCUGCAGACCCUCCACCUGGACGUGUGGGGCCCAGCCCGCGUUCGUGGUCAGGGCGGUGAGCGGUAUUUUUUGCUGGUUGUCGACGACUACUCGCGUUACACCACGGUCUUCCCCUUGCGCACCAAGGGUGAGGUCCCUGCUGUUCUGAUCCCUUGGAUCCGCACGGUUCGUCUCCAGCUCCGCCGCCGUUUCCGGACGGAUCUUCCUGUCCUGCGUCUGCACUCUGACAGAGGUGGUGAGUUUUCCUCCGAUCUCUUGAGGACCUUCUGUCAGGCGGAGGGCAUCGAGCAGACCUUCACGCUUCCGGACUCCCCACAGCAGAAUGGGGUUGCUGAGCGCCGCAUUGGCCUGGUCAUGGAGGUCGCUCGUACCUCCUUGGUCCACGCGGCGGCUCCCCAUUUUCUGUGGCCGUUUGCUGUCCGGUACGCCGCGCAUCAGCUCAACCUCUGGCCCCGUGUCUCCUUGCCGGAGACGUCGCCCACACUGCGUUGGACGGGGGAGGUUGGCGAUGCGUCGCGCUUCCGGGUGUGGGGUGCUCGUGCCCUUGUCCGCGAUACGUCCACGGACAAGCUCUCCUCCCGCACGCUUCCCUGUGUCUUCCUUGGCUUUGUCCCUGACGCGCCUGGCUGGCAGUUUUACCACCCCACCUCGCGCCGGGUCUUCGCCUCUCAGGAUGUCACCUUUGACGAGUCGGUCCCUUUUUACCGUCUCUUCCCCUACCGCACUGCCCCCCUCCCUCCCCCGCCACUUUUCCUUGCUCCUGGUCCCCCUCCGGUAGACCCCCUUCCCCCUCAGGGUCCUGCUCCUUCAGGUGUCUCUCAGGUAGACCCUCCUCCCGUCGCUGAGCCUGUCGAGGUCACAGGUGACUCAGGUGCUGCUGCGGGUGGUGCUGCUGGGCGUGCUGAGCCUGGGGGUGCUGAGCCUGGGGGUGCUGGGCCUGGGGGUGCUGGGGCUGCGGGUGCUGGGACUGAGGGUGCUGGAGCUGAGGGUACGGUGCCUGAGAGUACGGAGCCUGGGGGUGCUGAGCCUGGGGGUGCUGAGCCUGCGGGUGCGGGGCCUGGGAGUGCUGGGACUACGGGUGCUGGAGCUGAGGGUACUGUGCCUGAGAGUUUGCCGCCUGGGGGUGCUGAGCCUGGGGGUGCUGAGCCUGCGGGUACUGAGCCUGCGGGUACUGAGCCUGGGGGUGCUGCUACUGAGCCUACGGAGCCUCGGGUUACUGCGUCUGGGGGUGCUGAGCAGUCUCUCACACCGCAGCAGCUUCGUGACUGGUACGUCCGGCGCUUUCGCCGUCCUAGUGGCUCGGCUGGAGUUGGGGGUGCUGGGGCUGCUCGUCCUGGGGGUGCUCGUACUGGGGGUACUGGAGCUACCGGGACUGGUUGUUCUGGGAGCACUGCGACUGGAGCUGCUGGAGCUGGGGACUCUGGCGCUGGCGGUGCUAGCGGAGUUGGAGCUGCCGACUCUGGGGGUGGCGCUGCUGCUGGUGCUGCGGACCCGCCUGGUGGAGCUGCUGCUGGAGCUGAGGACUUGUAG
Messenger RNA from Closterium sp. Yama58-4, 3150 nucleotides. The record is from the annotation of a GenBank genome assembly. Lineage: Eukaryota; Viridiplantae; Streptophyta; Zygnematophyceae; Desmidiales; Closteriaceae.